GCGCGGGUCUCCGCGGCGGCCCCUUUGUGGCGGGCGCUGUCCUUUGUGGGGGGCCGGCGGCGCGUCCGCGCGCUCCCCCGUCCGUCCGUCCGUCCGUCCUUCCGUCUCUCCCGCCCGGCCCUGGCCCCGCGGCGCGGGUUCUCUGGGAGGAGUGUGUGACGGGCCGGGGUUGGGGGCUCGGGGGAGGGGGUCCCCCAAGGCCGCUCCCGGGGACGCUGCCGAGGGGCGCCAUGGAGACCCCCGCCCCGAAGCCCGCGGACGCAGGUACCGCUUCGCCCUUUGGGUCAGGGGGUCUGCGGAUUUGCCCCCCGGGGGCUGGCGCCCAGAGGGGUCCCCCAGAGCACCCGGCAGCAGCCGGCCUCCCGUUUCCCCGCCGGCACCCCCGUUGGUUCCCUCCUCCCCCAGCUCUGUCCUCUCAGGGCCCUGCUCUUCUCCUCAAAGACAACCCCAAGGAUACAUGGGGUCGGGAUCCCCUGGAAGCUGAGUCCGAGGAAUCGGUCACGUUCAAGGACGUGGCUGUGGACUUCACCGAGGAGGAGUGGGGUCAGCUGGACUCCCCGCAGAGGGCCCUGUACCGGGACGUGAUGCUGGAGAACUACCAGAACCUCCUCUCCCUGGAGGGUUCUGCCUCCUGCCCCCCAGGGGACGUGCUGGCGACAGAGCUGUGCCGUGUGCUUCCUCCUGAGCCUCAAGCCCGGAGAGCAGCAGGUUGCCUUCUCCCAUCCCCAGGAGCAUGGCCUCCAGUCUGCAAGCCAGACGUGAUCUCCCACCUGGAACGGGGUGAGGAGCCGUGGCGGGUGCGGAGAGAAGCCCCUGGAGUUGCUUGUCCAGUGUGGGAUCCUGACCAUGAGAUGAAGGAGGAAUCAUCUCCAAAGCAGGACAUUGAUAAGGAGGAACCAUCUCAGGAGUCGACGGCAGAAAGGCUGAUGGGGUCCUGUCUUCACGGCUCCAAUGUGGGUGAAGUGUGGGACCAGGAGGCCCAGGUCCACACUCUGACAAGAAGCCAGGCUGUGCUCUGGAAGCAAGUGCCCACCCCCUGGGAGGAUAUCUCUCCAAAGGAGAGCUGUUGGGGACACAAUGUGCCUGAGAGAGACUUUCCACCGAGGUCAACCCUUCUCACCCAACUGAGCAUUCCCGCCGAAGACUCUCAAGAAAGACACCUGAAGGCUUUCCAACCCAGUGAGAUCAUCACAGAACACCAGAGAAUGUGUGCAGGGGGAAACCCUUUCGGGUCAGAUGAACACAGAAAAUAUUCGCACCUGGAGAAGCAGCGGAGAGCAGAUGCCGGGGAGGAUCCUUUUGUGUGUGGGGAAUGUGGGAAAGCUUUUAGUCAGAGCUCAUCCCUCACCCUGCAUCGACGGUGGCACACCCGGGAGAAGGCGUACAGAUGUAACGAGUGUGGGAAGGCAUUCACGUGGAGCACCAACCUCAUCGAGCACCAGAGAAUUCAUACCGGAGAAAAGCCCUUUUUCUGCAGUGAGUGUGGGAAAGCCUUCAGCUGUCACUCGUCACUUAAUGUUCACCACAGAAUUCAUACAGGCGAGAGACCCUACAAGUGUAAUGUCUGUGAGAAGGCCUUCAGCUGCAGCUCGCUACUUAAUAUGCACCUCAGAGUUCACACUGGAGAGAAACCCUACAAAUGCCCCGAAUGUGGGAAGGCCUUCAACCAGAGGACGCACCUCACCCGGCAUCACAGAAUUCACACGGGAGAGAAACCUUAUAAAUGUAAUGAAUGUGGGAAGGCUUUCACUUGCCAUUCCUCCUUGACGGUGCAUGAGAAAAUCCACAAUGGAGAUAAGCCCUUCAAAUGUAACGAAUGUGAGAAGGCCUUCAAUAACCGUUCCCGCCUCAUUCUCCAUCAAAGGAUUCAUACUGGAGAGAAACCCUUUAAGUGUAACGCCUGUGGGAAAGGCUUCAGCUGCCAUUCCUACCUGAUUGUGCACCAGAGAAUUCACAGCGGAGAGAAGCCCUUCAAAUGUAACGAAUGUGGGAAAGCCUUCAGCUCUCAUUCGUAUCUCAUCGUGCAUCAGAGAAUCCACACUGGAGAGAAGCCCUUUGAUUGUAGUAAGUGCUGGAAGGCCUUCAGCUGCCAUUCGUCCCUCAUUGUGCAUCAGAGAAUCCACACUGGAGAGAAGCCCUAUAAGUGUAACGAGUGUGGCAAAGCUUUCAGCCAAAAUCAUUGCCUGAUUAAACAUCAGAAAAUUCACUCUGGAGAGAAAUCAUUUAAAUGUAACGAAUGUGGCGAGAUGUUCAACUGGAGUUCACACCUCACCGAACACCAGAGAAUUCACAAUGAAGAGAAGCCCUUUCCCAUUCAAUUCAACAAACACUUACUGAGCUCGUACUACAUGCCCAGCAGUCUGCUCGGGGCAGGGGCCACGGGGGUGAGCGAUGUGGACCCAAUAAAUGCGAUGGAUGUGGCAAAGCUUUUGUGUGUGGUUCAGGCCUCACCCAGCAGGAAUUUUCCCGUGGGUAGCAAACCUGGAAAUUAAUGUGACAUGGUUUUCUUCAUGGUAGCUACUUCCUUAGCUACCUCAGUCACUCUCAUUCCUUCCCCCAGGGUGAGUUGGGAAGGCAAGAUGGCUCAUGUAUCCAGAUUGUGAGACCCGCCUUAUCACCCCAUUCAGAUCUUUCACCUGCCAGGACCCAUCUUUUAGGUUAGAGUUCGUCACCUCUGCAGGAAGGGAUACAUUUCAGGAGAAGAGAGCUGAGGGCCAUUUGGGUUAGGAGAUCAUUGACAAGGGGAGUAGAUCUUUCCUGCAGAUAAAAAGAAGGUAUGUCAAUUGGUGAGUCUUUGGACAGGCUCCUGACCUGAUCUGGAUCAGGAAUUUCUCUGUAAACUGUUACAUUUGGGAAAAUAAUAUUUUUUAAAAACCCAGAAGAAUACAACAAUGGAACGAUGGUUGUGAACACUAUUACUUCCAAGUGAACAUUAUCAUAUUCCCAGAGGGGAGAAUAUCUUGGAUGGUGGGUUUUGGGGAAAAAGCAGAUUUCCUAGACUUGCUUAAUGAAGAAGUGUUAUUCCUUAGUGGCAGCUGAAUCAGAAGUCUGCACCGCGGUGGCCUCUGUGUAACCAGGUCCCGACAUGCCUGCCACAUUCCUUACCGUUUAGUCUGUAGCAGGAAAUCGGGAACACCCAGCUGACGUCCGGUGUGUCCGGAGAAGGUGUACACAGCAUCGGACAGAGGUGUCCAGAAACCUGCUUUCAGCUGCCAGGAGCUGGGCUGGGCCGGGCCACAACAGUUUGUUGGGACUUCCCUGCAGGGCCUCUGCUGUCACCAUUUAGCUCUGCUCCCCAGCUCAGCUCAGAGGAGGGGGAAGGGGACACCUCUCCACAGGGAAGGCUGGGAAGGAGGCCUUAGCUCCAGGGAGAUACAGGCUGUUGUACAGACUCCAGGACACGUCAACCCUCUCGCAUCCCAGUGCUUGCAGCAGAGCUGGGCAGACAGUGUUGAUCGGGAACUAAUGAUAACGUUACUUAGUUCCAAGCAAGCAGACACUGCCUUUUCAGUGAUAGUAUUUUACAAUGUAUAGAGUAUUGUAGCUAACAAAAUGCUUUCAAAAUGCUUUUUAAAUUAUCAAGGUAAUAUAAGCACAUUUCGGAAAACAUGGAAUAAACUGCAUUUUGCACUUUGA
Messenger RNA from Choloepus didactylus (southern two-toed sloth), 3636 nucleotides. It is a transcript of the gene ZNF74, whose product is annotated as zinc finger protein 74. Lineage: Eukaryota; Metazoa; Chordata; Mammalia; Pilosa; Megalonychidae. The record is from RefSeq and is a predicted model, not a curated record. Gene Ontology annotation, biological process: negative regulation of transcription by RNA polymerase II. Gene Ontology annotation, cellular component: nucleus. The transcript is spliced from 4 exons. Bases 231 to 2492 code for a protein of 753 amino acids. Gene Ontology annotation, molecular function: RNA polymerase II cis-regulatory region sequence-specific DNA binding; DNA-binding transcription repressor activity, RNA polymerase II-specific.